Messenger RNA from Archocentrus centrarchus (flier cichlid), 1799 nucleotides. RefSeq names its product transmembrane and ubiquitin-like domain containing 2 (gene tmub2). Gene Ontology annotation, molecular function: protein binding. Gene Ontology annotation, biological process: ERAD pathway. The record is from RefSeq and is a predicted model, not a curated record. Bases 137 to 1147 code for a protein of 336 amino acids. NCBI's taxonomy places the organism in Eukaryota, Metazoa, Chordata, Actinopteri, Cichliformes, Cichlidae. The transcript has 3 exons.
CCCGUUGCCCCGUGAUUACGUCACGCCGCCUCUGUGUUUAUUAUGUGGUUUUUAAGCAGCAGCAGCUGCUAACUAGCAUUAAGCCUCGCCUUCAACCAUGCUCUGAUUUUACAACUGGCAGGAUUGGAGGACAGAGAUGGCAGUGUGUGCACUGACCAUGUUGGAUGGGAUGGAGGAUGAGGUGACAGCAGCAGGUGGUGUAUUGCUCCUGGUCUUGGCCCUCAUCUUGGCUUGGCUCUCGACCCAUGUGGCUGAUCGGGGAGACCACAUAUUGGGCACGAUCCUCACUGUGGGUGCUCAUGCCUCUCUGAUUGGACUAGGAGGCCACGACAACUACAGUGGAGGGUCAGCUAGUGCUGACACGCCCGAGCAGCAGACCCCUCCACCUUCUCAGGAGAACAAGCCGGAUGACGGUGAGCCAACAGCUGACAGAGGAGAGAGUGAGGGGACCGGGGAGGGAGCUGAGGGGGUUUGGACAGAUUUGCUGCUGGACAUACAGCGCAAACAACCCCAGGCUGGAAGACUGCUCACCGCUUCUGAUGGAGAAGAUGAUGAGGUUGAUGAGGAGGAGGAUGAGGAGUUGGAGGAGGAAGUAAAAAAGGCUACAAAGCCUGUUCCAGUUUUGACCAGCGCCACCUCCUCUCCUACCAUCACCAGUAGUACCACUUCCAUCUCUGUCCGUCUGAAGUUUUUGAAUGACACAGAAGAGGUGGCUGUUGUAGAGCCACAGGAUACAGUAGGGAUACUGAAAAGCAAAUGUUUCUCAGGGCGGGAGCAUCAAAUUAAAUUAAUCUUCCAAGGCCAGCUGCUGCAGGAUCCCAAGAGGACUCUGUUAUCCCUAAACAUCACAGACAACAGCGUGAUCCACUGCCACAUCUCUCAGGCCCUGCAUGAGGUCAGUCCAGAGGAAGGGGCUCAGUCUGGAGCAGGAGCAGGAGCCGGGUCUGGAGUCUCCAGUGGAUUCCGGGCGGCAGGUGUGGCCAUAAGCACCAGCAGCCUGGUGGUGCCUGUCUUUGUGGUGAUACUAGCUGUCGUGUGGUACUUUCGCCUCAACUACAGGCAGUUCUUCACCGCCCCUGCGACCAUCUCCCUCGUGGGAGUCACUGUGUUCUUUAGCUUUCUGAUAUUCGGGAUGCACAGCCGCUGAAAAGGCAAAGAAAGGGCACACACUUAUAGUUGAAUGCUGUGAGAAAUAAAAAUAACUACAGCAGUGGGUGAGCGUCUGGAGAGAUGGACAAACCAUAAAGGGCCUCAGCGCAGAUGCUGCAGCUGAUUGCAGAGCGUAUGUGUACGUGCGUGAGUGGUUAAGUGAGCCUGUUUGUGCAUGUACAAAAAUAAAAACAUGAGUGACUGCGGAGUAUAAGUGCAGUAAAUAAUAAUCUGCACAGAGUGAGCAUGCUUUAACUAAAACCUAAUUUAGCUCCUAUUCAAACAUGACGUAGUGGUUCACACCAUGUUGUAACUCUGGCUUCAUCGCAUUGCCGUGUUUAUUGCUGUAAAAUAUUCAUGAUGCUUAUACCAUGCGCUAUUCUUUGAGAUGAUUGUGUUUUAAGAAAAAAAAUUAACUGAUACAGUAGCUCAAAAUCAUUUGGAACCACUUACUGUCGUGCUGCGUGUGCCAGUUGCCAUUAUUCUUUGAAUGACUCGAGUUCUCUGUAUGCAAAUAGAAAUUGUACAACUGCCUCAGUGCAAGACUGUUUUCUUUUUUUUGCUACGUAGGAGUAGGUUAAUUUAAACAUUAUGAAAAGAUACUGUAAAUAUAGUGUAUUUUGUGUAAAUAAAAUUAUACAAUGAAUCAA